Messenger RNA from Oryzias latipes (Japanese medaka), 8517 nucleotides. The record is from RefSeq and is a predicted model, not a curated record. Lineage: Eukaryota; Metazoa; Chordata; Actinopteri; Beloniformes; Adrianichthyidae.
UAGAGGGAAUUUGACAAGGUUUUAUCGUAGUCUUGUUUAGACCACAAAUUAUUUGUUUGACUAGGGCAAGUUUAGGGAUAAUGUCGAAUAUUCCGUUUACACGCAAUGCGUUUUCUCCCUGAGUACCACUACUAGCUACGAACGGUCAAAAAAUGCCAACCGUUCUCGACUGGAAUAAGGUUUCAGGGAUUGACCCAGGAAUCCUCCUUGAAUGUAAAAAUAACAAAGUGGACGAGGUCGUCGGCAUGCUUAUUUCGACAGAAGAAUGGGAGGUGAAGGAUAAAGCUCCAGAGGACAUUAUUCACAUCCUCAGGGUGUGUCAGGCCCUCUUGAAGAGGAAAGAUCGGGAAGUUGCUCUCAGUGAUAGUUUCAUAAAUGAGAUCGGCAUGCAACAUGCCAAAACUGAGAAGGAAUUCCUCGCAAAGAUAUCCAGGCUGGAACAAGAUCUAAAGCUCGGCACUGGGCCAGAUGCUCGCUUUCUUAGAGAGGAGAUUCGGCUGCUCGAGGCCCAGCUGGAGGAACGAGAGAAGGACUUGACCCAGUUAAACAAAGGCAUGGGAAAGGAAAAGAAAACCAAUCAAGAGUUGACGAAGAGAUUAGAGGAAGCUGAAGACGAGGUGAAGAAGCUGAAGAGAGAGUUGAAAAAACAUAAGAAAAAGAACGAGCAACUGCAGCAGGAUGUGGAUUUCUAUCGUAGAGAGCUGGACCAGAGAGUUCUGCUACCAUCCAGAGAUGAGGCCGAUGAGACUCAGAGGAAGCUCAACUUGGCCAACCGCCAGCUUUACCAAUGCUUGGAGGACCUUCAGCGAACAGAGGAUGAAAAUGCACACCUGAAAACACAGAAUGAGCAGAUGCAAAAAAGCCUAGAGGAAUCCGUGAAGGAGAUGGAGAAGAUGACUGAUGAGUACAACAAGAUGAAGAUCGACGUAGAGCAGACCGACUCCAUUAUGGACCAACUACGUCAAGAGAGGGAUCAUGCUAAGCUUCAAGUAAGAGAGCUAGCAGACAAGAUUCAAAGCAUGACCCAAGAAAAUGACCCAAUUAUGGCUGCAGUCAACGCUAAAGUGGAGGAGUGGAAGAGAGUGCUCUCAGGGAAGGAUGAGGAGAUUUUGGUUUACCAUCAAAUGAUUCAAGACCUGCGAGAAAAACUACGAUCAGCUCAGCUGGACUUGGACAAAAGCAACGUCAUGGCUCUGCAACAGGUCAUUUAUGAGCUCUGUGCUGCCGUCCAAGAGCGUGAUAAUCAAAUCAAGAUGCUGAGCGAGCAGGUGGAGCAGUAUACAGGAGAGAUGGAGAAGCAUGCCCAGCUCAUCCAGCAGCUGAAGACGUCCACAAGCAAAGGUUCUUCAAGCACACAGCAGAGAAAGAUGGAGGAGCUGAAGUCCUUGCUGAGAGCUGCAGAGUCCAGAGCAGCGGAGGCAGAGCAGGCGCUCAAACUGGCAGAAGCUCACGCUGAGGAGAAAGACAGAGCUCUUAUUGAAGCUUCCAACCGUUUGACUCAAUAUGAGUCUGGCACUUACGGCCUGGAAGCAGCCAUUGCAGAGAUCAAAGAGUGUAAUAAUCAAAUUAGACUGAGAGACUGUGAGGCUGAGGCCAUGACCAAAGAAAUCAACCAGCUUGGGCUGAGAAUCAAUGAUCUCAUGGAUGAAAACGAGGGUCUCAGAGAGAAACUGGGUCUGGACCCAAGGGAAGAAGUGAAUCUGACUGAAUUCAAACGUGCCAGGGAUCUCAGGCAACGGCAAUACAAAGCAGAAAAUCAAAUACUCACCAAAGAGAUUGAGCGACUGGAAGAAGAGCGGCUGGAGCUAAAGAAACAAAUAAGGCGCAUUGUGAAAGAAAGAGCGGUGUCUGGAGUAAUCCCCCCGUCAAGUCUGGAGCUGGAUGAGGGCACUGCGUUCAGCAGCGAAGCACAAACUGCAAUAAAACACAGCAACAUUUACAAGGAUGAAGAUAUUCGACGCAAGAAUAAGUUCUUGGAGAAAGAACUGAGCAGUAAAGAGAUAGAGCUGGAGCUGAACAAGACUGAAUUUCAAGUCAAAUUGAAUGAAUUGUCAAAGGUCAAGGGAGAUCUGGAGGCAGCGUUGAAAGAUGCUCUUUCAGCAAUGAGAAACAGUCAGCAGGCCACUCCGUGGGCUGAAGCCACGUCUAUUGCUCAUUUAAAAAAGCUGACUGAAACUGUAGAUGUCAGCGGUGAAACAGGGCGGUCGGAUUCAGACCUCAAGUCCCAAAUACAUGAACUGAUUGGAAGAAAUGAAGAACUGAGGCAGGAACUGAAGGCGGCUCGGGAGGAGGCAACCAACAGCUACAGUCGGCUCGUGAGAGCCGAAGAAAAGGUGAGCCAGCUGAAAGGUGAACUGGAGCAGCACAGGAAGUCAGGCAGCAGUGGAGUUGUCCCUCGACCUCUGACCCUUCCUGAGGGCCUGAGUCCCAGCAGCACUGAGGUCAUCAGCUCCCUAAAUGAAUACGCCGUUCGAUUGCUUCAGGAGCUCGGGAACAAGGAAGAAUUGAACAAGAAACUCACUGGAACGUUGGAGGAGUACAAAGAAAAGUUUGCUGUAGUGAGCCAUCAGCAGGGACUUCUCUAUAAGGAGCAUCUAAGCGAGAAGGCAGAGUGGCAAAAAGCGAAAGAAACACUCACAGAAAUGAAGACCAAGCUGGAGGAACAAAAGCAGGUGGACAGCAUUAAAAUCCAGCAAUUUAAUGAUCUGCUAAACACUCUUGAGAAAGAACCAGAGGACAUCCGGAGGCAGCUGAGCGAAGCUUUUCGUAAGGUGACCGUGCUGACGGUGAAUGAGAUGAAGCUGACUCGCCGCUACACCACCCUGCUGGAACAAGAACAGCACCUCCGCAAGGAGAACAGCAAACUGAAGGAGGAGAGCAGCCACAUGCGGGUGUCCGUCAUUCAGAGGAUCGGCCACCUGCAGCGAUACAAGGAAACUGCUGCAUAUGAGAUAGCAGCUCUGCAGAAGGCCUUGGACGAUAGCGUGCCCCUGUCAGAACUGGAGAGGGCGAACAGACAGUACACAGAGCUAACCAUCAAAUACAGAGACGUACUGCAGAGGGACAGCUGCCUCAUACAAAGAUCUACCAACCUACAGCAUUUGCAGAGUGAAAAUGAUUCCCUGCAAGAACAAAUCAGUGCCAUGAUUAAAGAACUGGAGAUCACAAAGGAGAAACUCAAUACCCUGGAGCAAGCAUGGGAGAAAGUCAACACAGUUGGUGCAGAAACAGGCCUAGAUAAAGAAGGCAAGGCAACAAUCAACAAUGAAAUGGUCUCUGCUGCGAGAAGGAUCACCACUUUAGAGAUGAAGGAGCUGAAUGAGAGGCAGAGAGCCGAGCAUGCCCACAAAAUGUACGAGCAUGUGAGGAACUCCCUGAAGCACGUGGAGGAGCGCAACUUGGAGCUGGAGUCCAAAUUUGCCAAGUUGACCAAGAUGAAUGCUGAGGCCCAAAAGACUGAGCGAGAGCUAAGAGAUGAGUUGGCGCAAAGCAUCGGCAAAGCUGUGAGCGAUGCUGACAGGGCCAGGAUCGCAGAGCUGGAAAAGGCUGAGGUGGAGCUCCGGACUGAAGUUUCAAAGCUUCAGGAGGUGUCAGAAGUUGCUUUGACUCAGGUUGCUGCUUUACAGGCCAGACACAGGUCUAAAGAUAAAGAAGUAGAAGCUUUGAAGACACAAAUACUAGAUUAUCAGUCACAGUCAGAUGAGAAGGCUCUGAUCGCAAAGCUCCACCAGCACAUUGUUGCUCUGCAGCUCAGUGAGUCGGCAGCUCUGGAAAAACUGGAUUCCUCCACAACUCGCAUCCAUCAGCUGGAGGCCCACAUCCUAAGAGCUGAGCAGCGUCUGGACGCCGCCGAGCGCUCGCUUUUCCUCGCCCGCCAAGAGGCCAAGAAUCGCUCGAGGCAUCUGAGGCAGACCAUCCAGUCACUACGAAGGCAGUUUGCUGGAGCGCUGCCACUUCCUCAGCAGGAGAAGUUUUCUGUAGCCAUGCUGCGACUCCACGAGGACAGAGUGAAGGCCCAGGAGGAGAUGAAGAAAGCUGAGGAGGAGAAGCGGAGGGUCCAGGGAAGAGCCGAGGAACUGGAACUGAGACUGCAAGGCCUACAAGGGCUCAUGUCAACUCUGAAGGAUGCAAAAGGAGCACAGAAGGUAACUGAGUGGCACAAAAGGAUGGAGGAGGCUCGACUGCAGGAACUGAGAAAAGGAAGGGAGCUGGUAUUCCAGAAAGAGGAGAUCAGGUACCUGAAGAACCUUGUGGGAGAGCAGGACCAAACCAUCCGCUCACUGGAAGAGGAAAUUGUUCAGCUGCAAACACUUAACGAAGAGCAACAGCUUGCAAGAGACCAACGGGAAGUGGAGUUGGAGCGCCAACUGGAGGACUACGAGAAGCACCAGAGUGAGAUCGUCGGCAGUGUUGAGAAUGAAGAAGGUUCAAGUCUCUUUCCAGACCCAUCUUUAUCUCUGUCCCAUCAGCUGGAGUUUGCUCUGAAACAACUAAAAAAUGAUAAGCGGAUCAUCUCGGACACUCAGGCCACUUGCAAAAGAUUAAAUGAGAAGUUGAAGGAAAAGGUAGCAGCUCUGCGGACUGCAGAGCAGAACAUCUUAUCCAGGGAUAAAGUCAUCAAUGAGCUGCGUCUUGGGCUCCUAGCCACUGCCGACAGAGGCCGCCUGCCGGCAGACCUUACCAGAAAGGAAGAGGGUCAGUCAGAGACCCAGCCUGCUUUCAUAGUGGCCCAACAGACCAUCACAGACCUGCAGGGACGACUGGACAAGAAGGAAGACUUGCUCAGGAAGUACCAGCACCAGUUGGCUAAAGCCAGACAGGAUCAGGACGAAAUGAUAAAAAGACAUCAGGACGAGUUGAGGAUGUUGCAUCAGAAGUUGGACCUAAAUACAGACGCCUCCCUGGAUCGUUUCAAACAGACAGCCAUGGUGACUGACAUCCCAUUUUCCAAAUACAAGUCUGAAAUCAGAAAAGUCAGGGGACUGCUUCUCUUUGUCUUUGUUCAGGAGUUGAUGAAGAAGCCGACCAUCAGGCUGCCGACCUCUCAGCACCUGGAGCGGCUGGCUGAGUUGGAGCAGACUGUGACGGAACAGGAAAUUUCUCUGGGCUCCAUCACAGAGAAGCUGAAAAAGGCGUCUUCUGAGCUGGAGAAACAAAGAAUCACCAUGGAGACACAAGCUAGGAAACACAAGGAUGACACAGCAAAACUGGAGGAACAUUAUACUGCCCAGAUGAAAGCUCUGACUGAUCAGACUCAGGAUCAACAGAGCCAGAUGGCUCAGAUGGAGAAGGUGAUGAACAACCUCCGUACAGAGCUGGAAGCACAAAAGGAGGCCAACGCCCGUUCCCCCAGCAAUACCAUGAAAAACCUUGUGGAACGACUGAAGGCACAACUCACCCAGAAGGAGAAACAGCUCAAGGCUCUCAGCAAGGCUCUGCUGGAGCUGCGGGCAGAGAUGACGUUGGCUGCUGAGCAGCAAGUGAUAGCUAGUGCUGCGCAGAAAGAGGAGAGUCUCAAUGUUCAGAUGCUGAUUGACAGACACACCAAAGACCUGAAGGCACGGGUGCAGGAGCUCAGUGAAGAACUGCUCACUGCUAAGGAGUCUGUGAGAGCAGCCAGAGGCCGGGAACACAUCCUGAAAGAGGAAGUGGACAGGCUGAACCAAGACUACCAGAGAAGUCAGAAAAUCCAGAAGAGACUGCAGGCUGACAAGGACGAGCAAGAGCAGGAGACCCUGCAGCUGAAGCAGCAAGUGAAGAGGCUAACAAGUGCCUUGCAGAAUCGAGCAGAGCCAGAUGAGAGCGUGCAGGGCGUCGAGAAUCUACAGAACAAGAUCAGGAGGCUGGAGGCUGAGCUGCAGAAAAGUUCGGAACUUAAGGAGAAUCACGGAAAGAAUAAAGAAGAAAUUGUGCGGUGGGAGGAGAGCAAGAAAUGGCAGGCCAAAAUGGAGAAGGUGAAGACUUUGCUAAAAGAGAAAGAAAAAGAAAACGAGUACCUGUCAAAGCAGCUUAGCACUCUGAGGGACCUUUAUUCCAGACUGGAGCAAGAGAAGGCUGCGCUGCAAAAAAAGCUGAAAGCUCGAGGUGUGACUGCAGACCAGGUGGUGGGGGUGCGAUUUACUGAACUGGAGAAGGAGACGGAGGAGCUGAAGAAGAAGAACUCCGAGCUGGAGACAGAGCUGGCAUCUAUAAAACAGCACCAGGCUGUACCCCGUGAUGACGCCAUGGAGAGUCUUGUGCUGAGGAACAACAUCCUGCAGGACAGAGUCCACUCCUUAGAAAGCCAGAUAACCAAAGAGUCUCCAUCACGACCCUCCGGGAUGAUGACAUCCUCAGAGGCUUUAAGGCAAAUGUCUUCCAUCACGUUCGAUGUUGAGGAUGGCUCGAGUGAAGGGAAAGUUGCAACCCAGCUCUCUGAGGCCUGCAGUUGCUCUAGUAGCCCUGACACUGUUGUGGACACUCGUGACCAACAGAGGGCGCCAAGGCCAAACUUGGCAGAAGCUGGAACUCAAAUAAUCUUUGGAGGUGGAAAGGAUGACUGUGCUGAGCAGGACAAUUUUAGCCCUGAUGUGACAGGAAACUCAGCAGCUGACCAAACAGAACUGAGCACAAAGGCAGGUGAAGAUUGUGUGGAGAAAGCUGACAGGAAGGCAGGAGCAAAUACUUCAGAAAGUAGAGAAGGCAGUCCAGAUGGCUCUGAAGUUUCUGUGCCUCUAGAACAGCAAGAACCCCCAGCAACAACAAAAAGCAAGCCUGAGCCUGUGGAUCCAUCAGAGAGGCCGGCAUCAGCUGGGCCGUCGUCUGCACAAGAGGUUACCACAGGCCAAGGCAUGUGUCAGAAUGAGACUGACAAAGUUGUUCGUGAGCCACAUGGCAGCAAAACAGAGGACAAUGCUGAUGCUGGAAACAGGUCGAAGAUGCCCCUAAGUGAUGAGCAACAGACUGCUGCAGAGGAAGGGGAGGAAGACGGAGCACCGAGGCUGGCAGGGGAAAAGAAUCAGGAACAAUCCUACACAGCUGAGGCAGAUGUGGAGUGUGGCCUGGCACUCCACAAACCAAGAGAGGAUCCUUUCAGUAGACAAAAGGCUGAGCAAGCACCAAAGCAGACUUCAGGACGAGGUACAGGCACCCCGUCACAGAGAGACCACGACCUUUCAAAGGAAAACCUCCGACUGGCCUCUGAAAACCUGGAGCUGCGCUUUCAGGUGGAGCAGGCCAACAGGGACCUACCCAGACUCAAGGAUCAAGUGGCACAUCUGAAAGAAAUGUGCAGUGCACUGAAAAAGGACAAGAAUGAAACCGAGAAGAAGCCGGCUCACAUACGUGGAGCUGGCCAGAGUGGUAAAACUGUGCCUGAGCUGGAGAAGACCAUUGGAUUGAUGAAGAGGGUGGUGGAGCGGGUGGAGAAGGAAAAUGAGGCACUAAAGAAGUCCAGCGGCGCUGCAAUUCGAGACAGAGUAGCUGCUUUGGAGAAGGAGAACGAGAAGCUGAAGAUUGACUACGAUACUCUGAAGCGUCAAGGCGAAGCCGAGCUGAGUUCAAAACUUGAAUCAAAGGUCAAAGGUUUAGAGAAGAUAGUGAUGGAAAAUGAGCGGCUACGCAAGGAUAUAAAACAGGAAGUGGAAGCUGCAGAGAAGCUUCGUGUGGCAAAAACAAGUCUGGAGGUUACCAACGAAAGACUUGAGGCAGAGCUGGAGGAGACCAAGGAAAGUCUGCAAGCAGCUCUGUCCAAACCUUUGACUGAGACGGCAGGCUGCAAGACCUCAAAGACAUCUGUUGUAAUGAGAAUGUUUGAGAACAAGAUGAAGGAACUGGAGAAAGAGCUUUCCCAGAAGACUUCCAGCCUCUCUGAACUCAAACAGCAGCUGAAAGAAGUGAAGGAGCGCGAGGAAAAAGCUCACGCAAUCAUUCGACAACUUGAAGAUCAGGUUGACGUGUUCAUAAAGUUUCCUGAAACUAGUUCUGCAGACCCCCCCACCGACUCCCAGACCAUCAGACUGGAGGUGCAGAAAGGGGAGGCGAGCAGAAAGUUGAGCCAGGAGGUCAAAAGUGGAGGUGCACGGUCGUCUGGACCAGAUUCCAGGAAACUUCAAAACCUCCUGCGGGAAGCUGAAGCUGAGAAAACACGGCUUCGUUCAGAGGUCCAAAAGCUGAAGAAGGAGCUGCAGAACUUUGACCCAGCAUUUUUUGAAGAACUUGAGGACUUGAAGUUCAACUACAAUGUGGAGUUGAAGAAGAACUUUCUGCUGGAGGAGCAGCUGAAGAAGGUGUGUGAGAGGUUUGGGGUGAAGGUUGACGUGCCCAGUGUGUCUAUGACGUAACUCAGGGUUCCUACGCCUUUUGGUUCUAAAACUUGUUUACUGUUGAAUAAACGUUUGUGGUUUUUUUGUAAUGUGGAAUGAACUGUGAUUGGAUUUCCUCCCAUGUUGUUUACUGGUUUUUCUCAUGAUGUCAUUUUGUUACAUAUUUAUAGCACUUGUCAAUAAACUAAAUUGGUUUGAGCAUCUCCAGCUGUCA